AUGGCGGCGUCCUGUGGUCGCCACCUGUGCCGAGAGUGCCUAGCAAAAUCUAUUUCUAUUCAUAAACAUACAUCCCAGUUUUGGUUUCCGAGGGCUGCGUUUCACACAUCCCCAAAGAGCCGAAAUGGAUUUUUGUCACUGCUGCACAAACGAGGCUUAAUAAAGGAUUCUUUUCCUCAAGACGCGGCGCAGGUACGUCUCCCACAGCUGCUUCAGUCUGCCCCUCAGACGGUGUACUGCGGGUUCGACCCGACCUCUGACAGCCUGCACGCCGGUCACCUGCUGCCCCUCAUCGGCCUGCUGCACUUUCGCAACGCCGGACACCACGUUAUCGCCCUGAUCGGAGGAGCCACGGCGAGGAUCGGUGACCCGAGUGGCAAGAACAAGGAAAGAGAUCGUUUGUCCUCAUCUGUAGUGGAGAGCAAUGCGAGGUCUGUACUGGACAGCCUGCACCAAAUCUUUACCAAUCAUGAGCUGUAUUUCUGCAGCGAUCCUCACAAACUGGGUAGCAUGCGCGUCCUGAACAAUGCGAGUUGGUACAGGGACUGGAACGUGGUGGAGUUUCUGGCUGAAACAGGACGGUAUUUCCGUAUGGGCACCCUGCUCAGUAGGCACAGUGUGCAGUCAAGGUUAAAGAGUGCCGAGGGUAUGAGCCUGACUGAGUUCUCCUACCAGCUCUUCCAGGCCUUUGACUUCUAUUACCUCAACCAGAUGCAUGGAUGCAGGAUCCAGCUGGGUGGAACAGAUCAGCUUGGGAACCUGAUGUCAGGACAUGAGUUCAUUCACAAGAAGUCAGGAGAAGAGGUUUAUGGACUGACACUACCACUGUUGACCACAUCAGUGGGAGAUAAACUCGGAAAGACGGCAGGAAAUGCUGUGUGGCUGAACCGGGAUAAAACGUCUCCCUUUGAAUUUUACCAGUACUUCCUCAGACUACCGGACAGCGUUAUAGAGAGCCAUCUGAAGCUGUUCACCUUUCUGCCGCUGACUGAGGUGGAGAAGGUAAUGGAACAGCAGAGGGCAGAUCCAGGCAAGAGGACAGCACACAAACGCCUUGCUGCUGAGGUCACCAAACUGGUGCAUGGCAAGGAAGGACUGGAGAGUGCCAAGCGGUGCAGCAACGCACUAUACCACAGCAGCACUGAGGCUCUGGAGCAGAUGGAUGAUGAUGAGCUAAAGGAGUUGUUCAGAGAAGCUCCGUUUAAGGAGUUCUUUCUGGAGCCAGGGACCACAGUACUGGAUGCCUGUAGCAGGAUCCAGGCCAUUCCUGAAGGACCCAGAGGGUAUCAGAUGAUAACUGAUGGUGGUGUGUGGAUUAACCACCAGAGGGCAACAAACCCAGAGCAAGUACUGGUACCAGAUCAGCACAUCCUGUCUAAUGGACUCAGUCUGAUCCGAGUGGGCAAAAAGAACUUCUACAUUAUUAAGUGGCUCAGUAUGUGAUUGGCAUCCUUAAAACAGGAGUUUACAGACCCGAAGUUGUACUGGGCAUAGACUGACACUCCAUGCCACUGACACCUAGUACACCUCAUUCCUGAGGUGUAUGGAAUUGCAAGGCCUGAUCUGUGGGCUUGCAAGGUCACUAGCUGGAGGACAGGAGAAGCGGCACCGAGACCUGUGCGGAUCUAUCAAGGAACAGAGAAGAUUAUAUCGAAUUUCCUACCAAAACGUAAAGAAGCAACUUACUGUUUGAGUUGAUGUGUGUUUGUAGUGUUGUCUGAGAAAUUGUAUUUGGUUAAUUGAUUGAGUAACGUUAUGCUCCAAGUAAUUAUUACAAUUUUUGGAUGAUGGUUUUAAAAUAAACGUGAUACCAGACUUC
This is a messenger RNA of Trichomycterus rosablanca, 1819 nucleotides long. It is a transcript of the gene yars2, whose product is annotated as tyrosyl-tRNA synthetase 2, mitochondrial. Gene Ontology annotation, biological process: tyrosyl-tRNA aminoacylation. The transcript has 6 exons. The coding region runs from base 1 to 1443 and encodes 480 amino acids. The record is from RefSeq and is a predicted model, not a curated record. Gene Ontology annotation, molecular function: RNA binding; ATP binding; tyrosine-tRNA ligase activity. NCBI's taxonomy places the organism in Eukaryota, Metazoa, Chordata, Actinopteri, Siluriformes, Trichomycteridae. Gene Ontology annotation, cellular component: cytosol; mitochondrion.